Messenger RNA from Coregonus clupeaformis (lake whitefish), 2277 nucleotides. RefSeq names its product amyloid beta A4 precursor protein-binding family B member 1-interacting protein. Gene Ontology annotation, cellular component: cytosol; plasma membrane. The transcript is spliced from 13 exons. Bases 107 to 1513 code for a protein of 468 amino acids. Gene Ontology annotation, biological process: signal transduction. The record is from RefSeq and is a predicted model, not a curated record. Lineage: Eukaryota; Metazoa; Chordata; Actinopteri; Salmoniformes; Salmonidae.
CAUACCAUUUCCAAUUCAACCCCAUAUGUGCAAGGUGCAUGUACGUAAAGAUAUAAUAUCUAAUCUAUUACCGAAGAGUAAUUCAGGAGAUCAUUAGACUAGAAAGAUGGAUGAUAUAGACUCCAUGUUCACUGACCUGCUGGGAGAGAUGGACCACUUAGCACAGAGUCUUGGGUAUGAAAUGGAGCCCUCAGAAAUGUCAUCCAGCUCACAGAGAGAAAACAACUUCUCUAUUGGGUUCACAGAUUUGAACGAAUCUCUAAAUGAGCUAGAGGAUCAGGACCUGGAUGCUCUGAUGGCUGAUCUGGGGUCAGAUUUGGCAGAGACAGAGGAGAGACUGAACGCAACUAAGACGGGACAUGUCCACACACAGCAGCACAAGUCCGGCUACUCCACCCCACAACAAAAUGUCAGAGCACCUAUCUCCUUGUCCCAAAUGUCAUCACUGGCGUACUCCUCAUCCGCUCUACCUCCUGAACCCCCCAAACCACUUCUACCGGGAGAGGCCGAAGCACAAGCCAAAACUGACAAAAUCAAGCUGGCUCUGGAGAAGCUAAAAGAAGCCAAAUUUAAGAAGUUGGUGGUGAAGGUGAUGAUGAGCGAUGGCAGCUCCAAGACACUGAUGGUGGACGAGAGACAGACUGUCAGGGACGUGCUGGAUAAUCUGUUUGAGAAGACCCACUGCGACUGCAGCGUGGACUGGAGCCUGUGUGAGACCAACCACGAGCUGCAGACUGAAAGGGGGUUUGAAGACCAUGAAUAUCUAGUGGAGCCUCUUUCUGCAUGGACACGAGACAGUAAAAACAAAAUAAUUUUCCUUCUGAGACCCAACAAAUAUCUCUUCUUCAAAGACCCCCAGAUAUUCUACCUAUGGAAGAAAGACAAAAAAUUUAUGAAUGAGAUAAAAGAAAGCCAUAAGGAACUUCUGCUAAAGGAAAAUGUCGAUGGUCCUUCUCUCAUCGUCCCAGACCUGGAGGGGCUGCUGUAUCUGAGAGAGGACGGGAAGAAAUCGUGGAAACGUCGCUACUUCCUGCUCAGGGCUUCUGGAAUAUACUAUGUGCCUAAAGGAAAAACAAAGACAUCCAGGGACCUGGCGUGCUUCAUUCAGUUUGACAAAGUCAACAUCUACACCACCACUGAUUACAAACAGAAAUACAAAGCACCAACUGAUUUCUGCUUCAUCCUCAAGCAUCCUCAGAUCCAGAAGGAGUCCCAAUACAUCCGAUUCCUGUGUUGUGAUGAUGAGCACACUCUCUCCCUCUGGGUCAACUCCAUCAGAGUAGCCAAGUAUGGGACCACCCUGUACAAGAACUACCAGACGGCAAUGAGGAGAGCCUCAACCAUCACCUCCACUCUGCAUCUGACUAGUCUGCCUGCCUCCAGCCCUUCCACACCUUCUACUGUGCACAGAGCAACAGCGAGGGCAAAUGGACACACCCCUCAGGAGUACCUCCCUGAACCCCCCCCAGACUUUAUUCCCCCGCCCCCUGCUGGUUGGGGCUCUGGGGUCUAGAGAAGGAGCUCCACCCCCUCAAUGCCCACCGAUGACUACCAUAGGACGUUCUCAACCUACCUACCUACAGACAGGCAGGCCCAGUCUACAUGGACAAUGCUUCCUGAAAUAGAACCCUCUGGAGGUGACGGGCCCUGCUCCAAUAAAAUACACCCUUCCUUCCUUCCUUGAAGUAACUGAUCUGAAAUUACAUGAUUGGACAACGGAAUGUAAUGAAGACAUUUCCAAACCAAUGACUGAUGAUGCAUGUUCUUGGGUUAUUUCUGUAUUUAAUAUAGCAUAAUUAAUAAGACCUAGGGCCUAGAUUCAAUCAGAUCAAGCGUUAACCCGCGAAGGCAGACACGCAUGGCGGAUGUUUUGGCGGUGUCAGAGGUGGAACUGCGUUGGAGCCGUCAAAUCGGUGAGCAGCUGCUCUUGCGAUCAUUGUUACGAAGCCACACCCAUUCCAAUGGUUCCGAACAAGAAAAUGCAGGCUAUAUAGAAAUAAUUACGCUCAAAUAAAAAAAUUAUUAAACAAAAGAAUGAGAAUUUCUAUCAUCCUAAUGGAGGUGUAGAUUACAUCUCACAUUCCAGUGUUCGAACUUGUAAACAAGGCUGCAUGGGAUUUCUGUUUAUGCGACUCCGUGCAGCCAAUGGUAAUGUCCGCUUUAGGUUGAAUGCCGGCAGCCACUUGUGGAUUUGACAGCUCUAACACAGUUUUAAAAAAAAUCAUAUAUAUAUAUAUUUUUUUUAAUUUUUAUUUAAAUUAAUUAUUGGGGGGGACG